Messenger RNA from Gloeophyllum trabeum ATCC 11539, 1083 nucleotides. RefSeq names its product 4-hydroxybenzoate polyprenyl transferase. The record is from RefSeq and is a predicted model, not a curated record. Lineage: Eukaryota; Fungi; Basidiomycota; Agaricomycetes; Gloeophyllales; Gloeophyllaceae. The transcript has 6 exons. Gene Ontology annotation, molecular function: 4-hydroxybenzoate polyprenyltransferase activity. Gene Ontology annotation, cellular component: mitochondrial inner membrane. The coding region runs from base 1 to 1083 and encodes 360 amino acids. Gene Ontology annotation, biological process: ubiquinone biosynthetic process.
AUGCGUCUGGCCUGCCGCACACAUGUUCUUUCUAGUCGCUAUGUCUGGCACCGCUUUCCCGAACCUAAGGGCGCUGUUCCUAGGAUCGCUUGCUUAGGGCCUCGGUCUUUGUCUGGUACCAGCUCGAAGGCCAUCGCAGGCUCUGCGGAGGUUCAGGCGCAGGCACCCAAGCCAACAUGGGUCGACCGCCUCCCACCAAAGAUCCGACCAUAUUUGUAUCUUACGCGUAUUGACAAGCCCAUAGGAACUUUGCUGCUGUUUUACCCGUGUGCCUGGUCCAUCACCAUGGCCUCGUACGCGCUCCAGCUCCCUUUCACGACGCCUCUGAAAUAUAUCAGUCUAUUCGGACUUGGCGCUAUAAUUAUGAGGGGAGCUGGCUGUACAAUAAACGACAUGUGGGAUAGAAAUUUGGAUAAAGCCGUGGCUAGAACAAAAGAUAGACCUUUAGCCAGGGGUGAUAUCACGCCUGCUCAGGCUUUUGGUUUCCUGGGGCUCCAACUGAGUGGCGGACUCGCUGUCUUGACUCAGUUAAAUUGGUACAGGUACGAAAUCAGUAUACUUUUGGGAGCCUCUUCUCUUUCGGUUGUGACCAUCUACCCAUUCAUGAAGAGGAUAACGGACUGGCCUCAAGCGGUACUAGGACUGGCCUUCAAUUGGGGGACACUGCUUGGUUGGUCCGCUGUGGCGGGCUCUUGUGACUGGUCCGUAUGCCUCCCAUUGUACGCGGGUGGUUUUGCCUGGACCUUGGUGUACGAUACCAUAUACGCCCAUCAGGAUAAAACGGACGACAUCCACGUAGGUAUCCGCUCUACAGCUCUCCUGUUUGGUCCCUAUACUCGGCCGCUCUUGACUGGCCUUUCCCUGUGUUCUCUCUCGUUGAUAACUUACGCCGGCUACCUGAAUGCGCACGGGCCCUUAUUUUAUACCGGAGUAGGCUUGGCUGCUACUCAGUUGGCUUGCGUCCUAUAUCGGACAGACUUCGACAAUAGGCCGAGUUGUUGGAAAGGCUUCGUUGGUUGUGGAUGGGCGGGUUUCUGGGUAUGGAUGGGAGCGCUUGCUGACUAUGCUAUGUUGUUCGCGUGA